This is a messenger RNA of Rosa chinensis, 2037 nucleotides long. RefSeq names its product receptor-like protein 8. Bases 1 to 2037 code for a protein of 678 amino acids. NCBI's taxonomy places the organism in Eukaryota, Viridiplantae, Streptophyta, Magnoliopsida, Rosales, Rosaceae. Gene Ontology annotation, molecular function: protein binding. The record is from RefSeq and is a predicted model, not a curated record. The transcript has 3 exons.
AUGCGCGGGGCUGCAGAUGCAAGGGCAGCAGCGAAGCUAGCUGCUGCAGGGAUGCAGGCAGCAACGCGUAGGAGGCAGGGAAGCAAGGCUGCAGGGAGGUUGGGAUGUAGGCAACAGCGCGCAGGAAAGCUGGCAGAUUGGAGCACAGGUUGCAGUGGCGGGCUGCAGGGCUGGUGUGCGGGCUGCGGGGCAGCUACGCUACAGUGGCAGUGUGAGCUGGGCGAAAGCUGCGGGGCAGCAGAUGCUCAGCGGGGAGGCUGCGGUGUGCGGCAGGGAGGCUAUUGGGGGAAGGCAGGGCUGCACGGGCUAGGGCUUGAGGUAGCUUGCGGCAAAUUUUGUAUAAUGAGUGGUAGAUCUGUGCAUUCUGUUUUGGUUGGGCUUGUGUGCCUGGCCCUUGCCUCUGCUAUUUGUUGUUCAAGUGUUGGAAGCUCCAACAACAUUAUGUGCUUGGAGAGUGAAAGGCAUGCUCUUCUCCAGUUCAAACAAGGCCUUGUGGAUGAGUCCAAUGCUCUUGCCUCUUGGAAAAGUAAGAAAGAUUGCUGCAAGUGGAGAGGAAUAGCAUGCAACAACCAAACAGGUCAUGUUACAGGUCUUAAUUUCUCCUUUAGUUAUGAUUCAUAUUUCAAUUAUAGUGAAGUUCCUUUAAGAGGUGCAAUGAGUCCUUCACUACUUGAAUUACCAUUUGUAAAUUACUUGGACCUCAGUUAUAAUGAUUUUGAAGGAAUUGUGAUUCCCAAGCUCAUUGGCUCUUUGAGUCAAUUGAAAGAACUCAAACUUGCACAUGCUAAUUUCAGUGGACUUGUUCCUCCCCAACUUGGAAACCUCUCUAAUUUGCACACUCUUGAUCUUUCCGGGAACUAUGAUGCUACCAAUGUCAGCAGCAACUUUGUCCAUAUUGAUCUCUCUCAUAGCCAACUGGAAGGUCCCAUCCCAGAUGUCUUCACAAGCAUGCUUUCUCUAGUAACACUAGAUCUGUCUUGGAAUAAACUUGAAGGUGGGAUACCAAAAGGCUUUCAAAACUUAUGCAGCUUAGAGUCGUUGACCUUAUGGAGCAACCAAUUGUCUAAAAACAUUGAGGACUCUGUUAAAACCUUGUCUUGUGCUGAGAACACACUUAUGACCCUGGACUUGAGUUAUAACCAGUUUUGGGGGUCAUGGCCAGAUUUGGCACGAUUUUCAAAGUUAAGAGAGUUACAUCUUGGCAAAAAUCAACUAAAUGGGUCUGUACCCGCGAGUGUCGGGCAACUCUCUAGUCUUGAACAUCUAUCUCUCUCGGGGAAUUCUUUCACUGGUGUCAUAACAGAAUCCCACUUUCUGAAGCUCUCUCGUUUACACUAUUUGGGUCUUUCUGGUAAUUAUUUCUCUAUCAACCUGAGCUCUGAUUGGAAUCCACCAUUUCAACUUACUGGUCUGUUAGACAUGUCCUCCUACAAGCUGGGCCCAGCUUUUCCCAAAUGGAUUCUAACGCAAACAAAUCUUACCGGUCUUUAUCUCUCUAAUGCUGGACUAUCAGGAUCAUUACCUAACAAGUUUUGGGAUAUAUUUUCUGGCUUAUUUCAGUUAGAUCUCUCUAUGAACCAAAUCCAUGGAAAACUACCGAAUCUGUCAACAAUGAGCUUGAGUAAUGUUUAUUUGUCUUCUAAUCUACUUUCUGGUGCAGUGCCAUCAUUUUCUCCUGAGCUCAGAAAGUUGUAUCUCUCGAAUAACAAGUUUUCUGAGCCGCUGUCUUGCUUCUGUGCAACGCAGGCUCCAUAUUUGGGUUUGAUUGACAUUUCUGAGAACCAACUGUCAGGAGAGCUUCCAGACUAUUGGAAGCAAUUCCAAGGAUUGGAAGCUUUGAAAUUGGAGAAAAAUAAAUUAUCUGGAAAAAUACCAAGCUCUUUAGGCAAUCUAAAGAGACUUACGUUAUUGAGUUUAAAUGCUAACAACUUUUCAGGAGAAUUGCCUUCUCUAGAGAACUGUACCAACACUACGUCAAUAAUGGCAUCAGACGACAGUUUUGGACUGUCGUCUGAUGAGGUUGGGCGCUGUUGUUAA